AUGAUUUGGACGCGCGCCAUCUCCAUCACCAACUUCGUCGUCGCCAGCUCGGCGCUCGCCUUCCAGACCAUGGUCCUCUACCCCUGGCAUGUCGAGCUGGACAACAACUUUGAGGCACUGAAGAAGGAGCACCUCAAGGUGCUCGAGGCGGUGCGCGGCAAGAUGGCCUCCGAGGAGCAGCAGGGGCUGAAGGACAGGAUAGAGGAGCUGGGACACAAGAAGUCGAGCUUCAUGUCACAUACAUCAUCAUCAUCAUCGUCGGCGUCGGCCGCGACCUCGCCCGUAACGGGAGCGGAGGCCUCGGUACACGCGGCGAAACCAGUACAAGGCGUUACCCUCUAUGCUAGAUACGCUCUCGCAGGUGCUUUUGUUUGCUCCUUUACGCAUGCCGUCCUGACGCCCGUCGAUGUGGUCAAGACGAGGAUCCAGCUAGACCCGGCGCGGUACAGCAAGAACAUCAGCUCCAGCGCCCGCCUGAUCGCCUCUUCCGAGGGUGCCGGCGCCCUGCUCACGGGCCUCGGCCCCACGUGCGCCGGCUACGCGCUGCAGGGCGCCUUCAAGUUCGGCGGCUACGAGUUCUUCAAGAAGCUCGCCAUCGAGAGGCUGGGCCGCGAGACGGCCUCGGACAACCGCAACGCCGUCUACCUCGCCUCGUCGGCCGCGGCCGAGUUCCUCGGCGACCUGGCGCUGUGCCCCUUUGAGGCCGUGCGCAUCCGGCUCGUCUCGCAGCCGGCCUACGCCAGCGGGCUGGCCGACGGCAUGGUCAAGAUGGCGCGGCAGGAGGGCGUGAGCGGGCUGUAUUCCGGGCUGAGCCCUAUCCUUCUGAAGCAGGUCCCGUACACCAUGGCGACGUUUGUGGUCUACGAGAAGGCGAUAUCCGUCGCCUACGGCAUCUUUGACAAGUCCUCCAUCUCCUCGCUGGCGCAGACCGGCAUCAACACGACGUCCGGCCUGGUCGCCGGCCUCGCCGCCGCCUUCGUCUCGCAGCCCGCCGACACCAUCCUCAGCAAGAUCAACAAGGACAAGGCCAAGCCCGGCGAGGGCACCAUGGGCCGCCUGGUGCGGAUCGCGCGGGACCUGGGCAUCCGCGGCAGCUACACCGGCAUCCGGGCCCGUCUGGUCAUGGUCGGCGGGAUGACUGCCGUCCAGUUCGCCAUCUACGGCGAUAUCAAGAGGGCUUUUGGUGCCACCAACGGAGUCGAGUUGUAG
This is a messenger RNA of Thyridium curvatum, 1209 nucleotides long. RefSeq lists its product as uncharacterized. Gene Ontology annotation, cellular component: mitochondrial inner membrane. The transcript is spliced from 5 exons. Gene Ontology annotation, molecular function: phosphate transmembrane transporter activity. The record is from RefSeq and is a predicted model, not a curated record. Gene Ontology annotation, biological process: mitochondrial phosphate ion transmembrane transport. Bases 1 to 1209 code for a protein of 402 amino acids. NCBI's taxonomy places the organism in Eukaryota, Fungi, Ascomycota, Sordariomycetes, Thyridiales, Thyridiaceae.